This is a messenger RNA of Lodderomyces orthopsilosis Co 90-125, 1845 nucleotides long. RefSeq names its product ribosomal lysine N-methyltransferase (gene RMS1). The coding region runs from base 1 to 1845 and encodes 614 amino acids. The record is from RefSeq and is a predicted model, not a curated record. The transcript has a single exon. NCBI's taxonomy places the organism in Eukaryota, Fungi, Ascomycota, Pichiomycetes, Serinales, Debaryomycetaceae. Gene Ontology annotation, biological process: peptidyl-lysine monomethylation. Gene Ontology annotation, molecular function: protein binding; protein-lysine N-methyltransferase activity. Gene Ontology annotation, cellular component: nucleus.
AUGAUGACAGCUUCACAAUACAAAGAUGCGUUUAAUAAGUCGACCGCAAAUUAUCUCGAUUGGUUAAAGUCUCACAAUGUCGACCUUUCCCCCAAAAUUACGAUACAUGAUUACACUUCAAUCAACCAAGGUCGUGGAGUGAUUGCGGUGGAGGAUAUCGAAGAAGGAGAAGUUUUAGCUACAAUCCCUAAAACGGCAUUAAUAAAUGUUAAGCAAAAUCUACUUGUCCAUGAAUACCCUAACUUGAAGCAUUACUUAAUGAGACUUCCCCAUUGGGAUGCAUUGAUAAUCAUAUUAUUGUAUGAGUUGCGCAACAAGGAGCAAAGUCAAUGGUUAGAGUAUAUUGACGUGCUACCUCAAAAAGGGUUCAAUCAAUUGAUGUUUUGGAGCCCGAAUGAAUUGAAUUUGUUACAACCAAGUUAUGUAUUAGAAAGAGUUGGAAAAGAUGCGGCUGAAGAAAUGUAUCACAAGAUAUUAGAUAUUGUUAAAGAUUUGAAAAUUGAUGGACUUUCUGACGUAACAUUCGAUGAAUAUAAUGUUGUUGCAACUAUAAUUAUGUCAUACUCGUUUGAUGUCGAGUUGACGAAACAAGAGGAGAAGGAAAUUAGGAAUCAGCUUGGUAUGACAAAUGAGACUGAGGAUGAAGGUGUUGAUGACGAUGAAGAAGUACCUGACUUAGUAAAACAUGAGCAUGGAACAUGUAAUGGGACUGAUGAAGUAAAAUCACUUCUUGAAAGAAAUGGAAUACCACUCGAUGAGGAUGAAGAAAAUGAUGAACCCGUAGCACUUGAAGACAUCGAAGGAUUGGUAGAAGAGGACGAUGAAAAAAAUGGAUUCAAAGAAGAAGACGAGGAGGAGGAGGAAGACGAAGAAGAAGAAGAAGACGACGACGACGACGACGACGAAAGUGGUGACGAGGAAGGCUCUGGGCAUCCAGAAAUUCUCAAUGAUGGAUGCAUUAAAUCAAUGGUUCCAUUGGCUGACACUUUAAACGCCGACACCAACUACAACAAUGCGAUAGUCAACUAUGAAGAAAGCAGUUUAGUUAUCACAAGUAUAAAUCCCAUCAAAAAAGGUGAUCAAAUCUACAAUACAUACUCAAAUCACCCCAAUGGUGAAAUCUUACGGAGAUAUGGCUAUGUUGAGCCACAAGGGUCCAAGGGAGAUUUUGGUGAAAUUCCUAUAUCCAUCAUAUAUCAGUUCUUUAUUGAGAAAUAUGUGGUGCAUGAAACUGAUUUGAGUCAUUUACUUGAAUUAAUUGGUGAAGUAUCAUAUCAGGAACAAAUGAACGACAAUGGGUUAGAUGAAGAUAUCGAGUUUGAACUUAUUUUGGAUUCUUAUGAUUGUUUUAGUACUAGUGAAGUCACCAUUGAAUUAAUUUUUUUGGUACAAUUGUUAACUACAUAUUUUUUGAUACGAAAGGAUGGAGAAGAAGUAUCACUCGACUCAGUGAAACGAGUUUAUCAAAAGAUUUAUCAACUUGUUGAAUCGAAAAAAGUAACUUCAGAAUUGAUCAAAAACUUGCAAGAAAUUUUACAAAUUAGAUUGGAUCAGUAUCCUGACUAUGCAUCUGAACCGUUGAAUAAAGAACUGGGUUCAAUGAUCAGGGAUGUAAUGGCCGAAAUUGUAUUAAAGAGCGAGUUUCAUUCGUUGGGUGCGUGUCAAAAAGAUGUACAAAAGACAGUGGAGAGGACUUUGGACUCAUCAGUAAAGGUGGUUGCUGAUGAUAAAUUAGUCAGAGCCAUUACCAAAAACAGUGAUAGGGGACACAGAAAAGGUGAAAAGAGAGUUGUUGAAAAUGCUGGUGAGAAAGCAAAGAGACCUAAGAAGGCGAAGAAGCAGUAA